AUGUGUUUAGUCUUCAGGUGCAAGAAACACAUGCCAGAGGGGUUUUUUCGUCGCAGCAUCCAGAAGCAGAUCGAGUACAGGUGCUUACGCGAUGGCAAGUGUAUGGUGUACAGGUUGAACAGGAACCGAUGUCAGUACUGUCGUUUCAAAAAGUGCCUUGCUGUUGGAAUGUCCCGCGACUCCGUGCGGUACGGUCGCGUACCAAAACGCUCCAGGGACCGGGUUCAAGACGAGUCCCGCGUGUCAUCGAUGACCGGAGAAUCAGAAGCUGAUUCAGAGCUGGAGAAGAAGCAGCUUGCCCUCUACGACAUCAUUUUGAGCGUGUCGCAGGCGCAUCACGCGAAUUGUCCUUACACUGAGGACAAAAUCAGAAAUCUUCCUCAGCGACUGAUACAGUUCGUACGUAUUUUUGUAACUGUACAACUUUAUAAAAUGUAUCAGUUGCCUCGUUUCUUACUUCAACGUGUACUUAGGCAGUCGUUUAAACGGGUGAGACCUCCGUUCCAGGAGAUCAACGUAACGAAUGUUGCAAAAAGGACAUUUAAUAUUCUUUUUACAACAUGCUAUCUUUCUGUUGAAUAUAUUUAAAG
Molecule: messenger RNA, 590 nt
Organism: Soboliphyme baturini
Lineage: Eukaryota; Metazoa; Nematoda; Enoplea; Dioctophymatida; Soboliphymatidae
Source: the annotation of a GenBank genome assembly